This is a messenger RNA of Adineta ricciae, 399 nucleotides long. The record is from the annotation of a GenBank genome assembly. NCBI's taxonomy places the organism in Eukaryota, Metazoa, Rotifera, Eurotatoria, Adinetida, Adinetidae.
AUGGUGAGUUUAAAUGUACAAUGGCGGUAUGGAAUUACUAUCUUCUUGCUCGUUGUAUUUUGUUUUGACAAAUCAUUCGCUCAAUUCACUGCUAUCAAUUGUUAUGAAUGCACGAAUUGUACAGAUCCGUUUUCAUCAACUGGAAUCACUAUUAAAACAAAUUGUUACUCAUGUUAUAAAUUAGCAGUAACUGUAGCUUAUGCACCUUAUACCUACGUUGUUCGUCGAUGUCUUGUAGCAUGUCUGGAAACGUCUCAGACAUUCGGUGGUGCAACUGUAGUGACAUCGUGUUGCGCAACAAAUAAUUGUAAUGCUGCUUCAAUGAUCGAACUUCCAAUGAUCACACGUGUAUUUCUCUUUCUAUUCAUUCUUUACAAUGUAUUUAAAUCUAUUUAUUAA